Cornus florida is the source of this 1346-nucleotide messenger RNA. RefSeq lists its product as uncharacterized. The record is from RefSeq and is a predicted model, not a curated record. Bases 81 to 1025 code for a protein of 314 amino acids. The transcript has 2 exons. Lineage: Eukaryota; Viridiplantae; Streptophyta; Magnoliopsida; Cornales; Cornaceae.
AAUAUAAAAAGAUCAGUACCAAAGAAGUCAUGACUUCUUAUUAAAUUACUUGUUGGAGGUGAGAAUUAAGUUGUGAAGCUAUGGAUCAUAUUAUUGAUGAUGACCCUUUUGAGUCCUCUUCUACUGGUACCAGAGAUGAAAAAGUAGAACCUGGUGAACUCUUGGAAGAGUCUUGGUUCUUUGGAAACUCUCUUGAUAGAAAAACCAAGUUCUUGAGAUGUUUCUCUGAUCCUUGUCCUUCUUCCUCAAAUUACAGCCAAGAUACGCCUGUUAGAAGUUCAUGUAGGGAAAACUCAUCCAACAACAAACUCAAACUCUCCAAAGGCCAUGCUUUGGUUAGUACACCAUCGAUGCCACCACCUUGUAUGCCAAGGGAAGAAGAAGAAGUAAUUCAAGAGAAUGGAAGAGGUUGCAGUAUGAGAAAAUCCAACCUUCAAUCACCGCGACAGCGACAUAGGUUGGUUCGCGCACCAUCUCUACCACCUUGUAUAGGCAGGGUAGAUGCAUAUGAAGAUGCGGAAAGUGACUUCGCUUUGAGCAAAUUAAUCAGGCAAGCGUCGCUCAACAGUACUUCAGAUGUCUUGCCACCACGAAACACUUCCAAGGUCAUGACACUAGGUUCAAACAUUCCAAUGCAACAUCCUCGAAAGAAACCAGAGCGAGAAAGCAUUAACACAGAUGGUUGUAAGGAGAUGAGGCCACGAAACCUUAUAACUAAUCAAAUGAAGACGAGAAAAGGAGUUGGUGAUCUUGAGUCUGAAGAAGUGCAAAGUUUUAGGGACAUGGGUUUCACAUUUGACAAAGGAGAAUUAGACCCGAGUUUGGCGAACCGAAUUCCUGGUUUUCAAGAGAAGAACACACAAGAUUUUGAUGAAGACAAGGUGAGGAGGCCUCAUCUUUCUGAGGCAGGGUUAGUACAGAGCUCUGCCCCACCAAUUCCAAAUUGGGUUGACAAGAGUUCACCAAAAGACAUGAAGACACAGAUUAAGUUUUGGGCUAGAGCUGUGGCAUCUAAUGCGCAUUAAGAGUGUUGAUAACCUUUUGUGACAUUGAAAUAAGGGUGGGAGGCAAUCAUUUCCAGUAAUCUAUCCUUUUGUUCUUGUUUGUAUUCCCUGCAAUUCAUUUUUUGUAAUUCUCAAUUGCUAAAACUUUAUCUUGAAAGGUUACAUAUUUGGGACCAAUGAGCUUUUAAACCGUAAGGGCGUUUUGUCCAUGGUACAGGCACAAUAGCAGGGAUUCCAGGAACUGAAUUGGAAGAAUAGGGGAAUUGUAGAAGAAUAAAAUUCAUUAUUUAUGUGGCAUUUUUUUAUUUUUAAUUUUUUAUAUAGCACAUAAUAUUCUUUGGA